AUGGUGGGCUUGUACUACGUCCGAGAACCAAGCGCAAUAUCACAGCUGAUCAAGACGUACGAAUAUGAGGACAUUACUGAUGACGUGCUAGAUUCUAUACCGGAGCACGACUUACGACUUCUCACGACGCUCGCUCGUAAGAGAGAGAUAGAUGAUGAGAGGGAACGGCUUGCCGACCAGUUCAGGAGGAUGUGGCAGAAAGAGAAGCAAGAGAGACAAAUGGUGGAAGCUGAAACACUAGCCCAGUAUAGACGCUAUCUCCACAAUAAGCGCCAAGAAGAAAGAACCUGGCAGGAGUAUAGACAUAUGCAAAAAUCAUUAGAACAGCAUAUCAGAAAAGCAGAAAUUUUGGACUGCAUCAGGCAUAAGGAAAAACGGAGCGCAGUACUACUUGCUCACAUGGAUGACAAAAAGGCUACAGAGAUAGUCGACAAAGCUUUAGAAGAGCAAGCCCGUGCUCAGCUGGCCGCUGAUCGCCGCACAAGGCUCUGUGUUGCAGAAGAGUGCCGGCGCAUACUGGAUUUGGCUGACACUGAACGACGUGCCAACGACGCCUCGAAAAGGCGAAACGCUUUUCUGAGAGAUGCUUCGCAACGUGUGGCAAUAUCAAACGCACUCAACUCUUGGGAGACAACUUUAUUGCGACAAGAGGUAACCGCGUUAGACGCAGCGAGACGAGCCGCUUGCGCAGCUAGAGCUGCACUAGUGGAUUCGCGGGCAACACGAUUAGCAAGAGCGAGAGAAAACAGACUCAGAAGGGCUAGAAAGCUAGCCUCUAUCACUGCACAAUUGAGAGAUGCUAUACGAAGUGGCAAGAUGUAA
Molecule: messenger RNA, 822 nt
Organism: Diatraea saccharalis (sugarcane borer)
Lineage: Eukaryota; Metazoa; Arthropoda; Insecta; Lepidoptera; Crambidae
Source: the annotation of a GenBank genome assembly